AUGUCUGACGCCGGAGAAAUCGAAGUCGAGCAGCCCCAGGGCUACCCCGUCCUGCCCAAGGAUGUCGCCCAGGAGAUUGGCAGCGUCAAGCUGUUCAACAAGUGGACCUACGAGGAUGUCGAGAUCAGAGACAUCUCUUUGACCGACUACAUCCAGAUCCGUCAGCCCGUCUACCUCCCUCACUCUGCCGGUCGUUACGCCCAGAAGAGAUUCCGCAAGGCCCAGUGCCCCAUCAUUGAGCGUCUCACCAACGCCCUCAUGAUGAACGGCCGCAACAACGGAAAGAAGAUCAUGGCCGUCCGCAUCGUCGCCCACGCCUUCGAGAUCAUCCACAUCAUGACCGACCAGAACCCCAUCCAGAUCGCCGUCGACGCCAUCGUCAACUGCGGUCCCCGCGAAGACUCCACCCGUAUCGGUUCCGCCGGUACCGUCCGUCGCCAGGCCGUCGAUGUUUCUCCCCUCCGCCGUGUCAACCAGGCCAUUGCCCUCCUGACCAUCGGUGCCCGUGAGGCCGCUUUCCGCAACAUCAAGUCUGUUGCCGAGUGCCUUGCUGAGGAGCUUAUCAACGCCGCCAAGGGUUCUUCCAACUCGUACGCCAUCAAGAAGAAGGAUGAGCUUGAGCGUGUCGCCAAGUCCAACCGAUAA
This is a messenger RNA of Aureobasidium vineae, 645 nucleotides long. Lineage: Eukaryota; Fungi; Ascomycota; Dothideomycetes; Dothideales; Saccotheciaceae. The record is from the annotation of a GenBank genome assembly.